This is a messenger RNA of Lingula anatina, 2957 nucleotides long. RefSeq lists its product as uncharacterized. The record is from RefSeq and is a predicted model, not a curated record. Gene Ontology annotation, cellular component: membrane. Lineage: Eukaryota; Metazoa; Brachiopoda; Lingulata; Lingulida; Lingulidae.
AUUUCCGUUAUUUCGAUAUAUAUUUCAACACAGUGCGCGGGGGUUCAGUCAAUCGUUUUUUAAAAAGUUAUUUACUUCAAAAAGAAAAUAUGAAAAUAAUCGGUUCAAAAUUUGAAUUUUUCAUUUUAUUAGUUAUUAUCCACUUUGUUCAAAGUCAGCCAACGACGGAAUAUGAGGUAAUGCAUUCUGAAAGAGACGAUUUCGUGGAAGGAGCAGAUCAUCGAUGGAAUCUCCUACUUGCCCAGGAAAGAGAAGCGUUUUCUGAAGCUGAAAUUCUGGGAAUCAAAAGAACUCUUCAUGAAUUCCAAGAAGAGAAAAAAAUCCUAGAAGAGAGAAUAAGUAAACUGGAGGCCACAAACAAUGAGUUGCAAUUAACGGUUUCUCGCAUAAACGAGACGUCACUACCGCCCAUUCAAGGUCCUCCCGGUCCUCCAGGCAAUACAGGUCUCCCUGGUAUACCAGGUACAAAAGGUCCAAAGGGGGACAGAGGGCCCCGAGGAGAACCUGGCCCUCAUGGUAACCCUGGAGAGACGGGGCCCCAGGGGUCACCGGGUGUGCGAGGGGCCCCUGGACUUCCAGGUUCUCCUGGAUUGAACGGAUCCAAGGGUUCCGGAGGGGAACGUGGUGCCCCGGGUUCACCAGGACAUCCUGGUCCGAAGGGAAGCCCCGGGAAGCCAGGACCAAAGGGUAACCGCGGAGAUACGGGUGGUGAGGGGCCACCGGGUGGCACUGGGCCGGGUGGACCCCGUGGAGAAGCCGGUAGUCCUGGACUAAAAGGUGAUAAGGGAGAGAACGGUGGUCAAGGAAUAAAAGGGCAGCGAGGGUUACCUGGAUUAACUGGCCUGCCAGGAGCACAGGGUGUAAAAGGAGACGCCGGAUCGAGAGGACCGACAGGUUUUCCAGGUGUACAUGGUCCAAAAGGAUCAAAAGGAGACACUGGAGAUAUUGGAUUGCCGGGGAAAAAGGGUGAACCUGGCAUUAGAGGAACUAGGGGACAGAAAGGGGAACGAGGUAUCCCAGGCCCCGCAGGUCCACAAGGUAACCAAGGUGACAAAGGAAUGAAGGGGGUCAAAGGAGCCAUGGGUCCGCAAGGCCCCAAAGGACAAACUGGGAGGUCAGGCACCAUGAGCAAGGGCAUCAAAGGAGAGGCUGGACCUCCUGGUAGACGGGGAAUGAAAGGCGAAACGGGCCCAAUCGGACCAAACGGAAUCCCAGGGCGCCCAGGACCUGCAGGUGCCAAAGGAUCAAAGGGCGUUAAAGGGCAGCAAGGGUCAGCAGGACUAAAGGGUGAACGCGGAGUUGCAGGCGCUCCAGGCCAGGCAGGGUCUACGGGUGCCAGAGGACCAAAAGGUCAGAAAGGUCAAAACGGUUCUCCUGGUCCACGUGGUUUGAAAGGGACACCUGGAAUACAGGGCCCUAGAGGACCACAAGGUCCACAGGGUUCACAGGGACCAAAAGGGGCGCCCGGAGCGAGAGGACCCAAAGGUGAAACGGGUGCGAAAGGAAGUCUUGGACACCGUGGCCCUUCCGGACCAAAAGGCCUCCCAGGUGCAGUAGGGUCGAAAGGGAGCCCAGGCCCUCGUGGGCUGUCAGGAGCAGCAGGGCUAAAAGGAGCAAAAGGGGCCUCCGGUCCAAGAGGUUUGAAAGGGGCAAAUGGUUCGAAGGGGAAUCAAGGACCACGUGGAAUGCCUGGUCCUAAAGGAGUUAAGGGUUCCGCAGGAGCCAGGGGCAGUACCGGGGCAAAAGGACAGAAAGGUCAGCCUGGUGCUCGUGGUCUUCAAGGAUUGCGUGGGUCACCGGGGCCUCGGGGACCUGCUGGUCCUACAGGGGCAACUGGACCAAAAGGUCUCAAAGGAGAGCGUGGAUCAGGGUCGACUCGAGUUGUCCGUCUGGUCGGUGGCAGAGCAUCCUACCAGGGUCGAGUUGAAAUCUACCACAACGGCCGAUGGGGGAGCGUGUGUGACGAUAACUUUAGUGCCGUAGACGCCAAAGUGGUCUGUAGGGAACUAGGCCUCCCUUACGGCAGAGUGACAGUUCAGAACUCUGCGCACUACGGAAGCAGCAGCGGACCAAUUUGGCUGGAUGACGUCAACUGCAGAGGCACGGAGUCCGUCAAAAGAGAGAUCGCCAACGAGAGUAUUUCAUUCGAGCAACGAAUGCAGCAGCUGGAGGCAAGAAUUAAAGCCUUGGAAUUAGAGGUUUCUCGGUUUACUGAGACUGCACAGUUACCAGUAAGAAGUCCUCCGGGCUUUCCGGGAUCAUCGGAGAUCCCUAGGAUUCCUGGCACUAAUGGCAUUCCUGGCCCGCCCGGAAACGGAGAAAAGGGCAACCCUGGAUGGCUAGGUCCGGAAGGGGAAAUAGAGAUGAUAGGAGGGAGAAGCAUAAUGGAGUCGGCUGGACUCACCGGAGAACUCGACGGAUGUGGAUGUAAGGGCGAAAAAGGAGAGGUGGGGGCUCCAGGCAUUCGAGGUCCAGUAGGCUCCAUUGGAUUUCCUGGUCCCCGAGGUUUACCUGGCCUUAGAGGUCCACCUGGUCCCCCUGGUCCCCCGGGCGCCGACUGCGUUCAUGAAGAUAGCUACACUAUACACGAUGUAGCACCUCGCUAUAGCCCAACAGAGCAAUCAGAAAAUCCCAAGCAGGAAUGGCGUCUCCGUUUGGUAAAUGGAAGAACGCCAUACCGGGGGCGUGUUGAAAUCUUAGUGGAUGGCCAGUGGGGUACCGUGUGCGAUAAUAACUUUAAUAUCAAUGCCGCCAGGGUAGUUUGCAAGCAGCUCAACCUCCCUCAUUCUAGCCCAGCUGUCCAAGUUGGUGCCCACUAUGGUGCGGGCGAGGGGCCUGUUUGGAUACAAAAUGUCUCCUGCAACGGCACAGAGGCCAGAUUGGAUCUGUGCCGACACAGUGUGCGUGGUAGUGUCUCCUGCUCCCACCAGAGGGACGUGGGGGUUACCUACUUGUAA